Dracunculus medinensis (Guinea worm) is the source of this 432-nucleotide messenger RNA. The record is from the annotation of a GenBank genome assembly. Lineage: Eukaryota; Metazoa; Nematoda; Chromadorea; Rhabditida; Dracunculidae.
AUGAUGAACGCCUUGGAGCAGUGCCAAACAGUUAUAUUUCAGUUGCCUGAGAAGAGUAUAGUUUAUGCAUGGUUGUAUAAUAUUCACAGUUUUUAUAGGCCUAUACAUACAUAUCUUUCAAUAUUUUUGUGCGCAGUUGGCACGUUAUGUAAUUUUUGCAACAUUGUCGUUCUUACAAGGAAGCAAAUGCGUACUCCAGUGAAUAUGAUACUUACAGCGAUGGCCUGCUGUGACACUGUUGUGCUUUUCUCCAAUCUAAUUUAUACAACGCAUUAUACAUUUGUUGCUUUUGCGAAUUGCCAUCCAAAACAUUGGAGUUAUGGUUGGGCGAUGUUUUUGAUAUCGCAUGCAAAUCUUUCUCUUGUUGGGCAUUCUAGUAGUGUUUGGCUUUCAGGUAAUACAUAUAUUGUUGAAAUUUUUAACUUGGCUUAA